Messenger RNA from Rhagoletis pomonella (apple maggot), 2644 nucleotides. Its product is annotated as putative nuclease HARBI1. NCBI's taxonomy places the organism in Eukaryota, Metazoa, Arthropoda, Insecta, Diptera, Tephritidae. Bases 1338 to 2048 code for a protein of 236 amino acids. The transcript has 4 exons. The record is from RefSeq and is a predicted model, not a curated record.
ACUGAAAGUGAAAACGAAAUGUAUUGAAAAAAAAUACAUGGCGUUCAUUAAAAUGUGGAAGCGCGACAUCUUUUUUGAAAUUUUGAGUGCGAAGCGUACCUAGUGCAUGUUGUGCUUUAUAAUUAUUAAACGAAUGACAAAAUUUUACUUGCAAAGCCAUUUUGUAACUUGCAAUCAAAGCUUUUUGGAAAUUUUCAAAGGGGAUAUAGAAAAUGAUUGAUUUCCAAUCUGAAUCCAAUGCAGAUGCCUGGGAGCAUCACACCGCGUAAAAUUGGUUGGGUUUGCAGAUAUUCUUCCAGCGUCGGAUUGCAGAAAAAAUAAAUUUCGCGACUUUGACGGAAAAUGCCAAUAAAUGUGCGGCAACCUUCGCGCAAAAAAUAAAAUUAUAAAUUAAUGUUGGAGAAACUCUUAUCUGCUGUCCACCCUUGAUUUAAGGCGCCCUCCUUAAAUUUUAUUGCAUAUUGCUUCAAUGGUGCUAUCAUUUAUUAACGCUUUAAAAUGGGACUUUUAUAUGCGAGGAGUAUCCCAAUGAUACGAAUGAAAAUAUAAAAUUUGAGCUUGCAAUAUGUUGUAAAUAUGUCCAAGGAUUCCUCCCACUAAAUUUUGGGACUUUUCAGCCACUAGGCAGUGUGACCAGAUGAUCGCAAAAAGCGAAGCUAAAUUCGUUUUUAAAAAAGGUUAGAAAAAGUUGUACGCUAUGAAAAUUGAAGUCAGAAGGAAGUCAGUAUAUUCAUUCCUUAAAAACAUGCAUACUUCAAUAUAUCCAAAAAGAAGUUCAGUUUAGGAUAAAAAUAUGCAAAAAUUUCAAAAUUUUCUACAUGAGAGCACAGAAGUAGUACGCCAACAAAUCAAAUUGUAAAAAACCGUUUUACAGAUAUGUAAAUUCUUAGUAUUAUUUUUUAAAAACGGUAAAUAGUAGUAGUAGUAGUUUUAUAAAUAUUAAAGCUUUUUAGUAAGCUUAGGUACUUAGUUUUAUAGUUCUGGUCUGAAUUUUGUUAUGGAUAUUUUCAGUAAAAAAGGACGGAAAAAAAGUCACUAAGUCAGUAGUGCGAUUCCCAUUUUUCUUAACGACAAAUCGUUAGCUAACGAUUCCGACAAGUUUCGUUAACUGCUAUUCCCAAGCACACUUUUAGCGAAUAUUGUCAGCAGCUUUGACAGUUGUCUAACGAAAUUUGUCGAUAGCCUAGCUACGAAUAUUUUGUCGUUGAAAAGCCUAACGAUAAAAUUGGUUUAAGUUUUUAUUGAGAAAAAUUAGGCGAAAUUCAUCGGUAAGCAAACUAUUAUAAUAAAAAAUUAUAAAUUCGUUUAUAAAAAAUACAACUUUUUAGAAAACGACAAUGGCGUUCCAGUUUCUUGGAUACGAUGCGGAAAUGGCCCAACAACGACAAGGAGCAAGGAGUUUUGCAGCAGAACGCGCUCUACUAAGAGAAGUGGACAGCCCCUUUGAUUUGGACGAGGGCCAAUUUAAAAGGUUAUUCCGGCUGACCCCCAAUCUUGUUUAUGAAAUCAUAGACAAAAUUGGCAGUCGUCUUGAAGCAUUAUCGGCUGAAAAACAGGUGCUUGCAGCGCUUCGUUUUUAUGCGACCGGCUGCUACCAACGGCCAGUGGGAGAGCAAUGGGGACUCUCAAUGAGUCAGUCUUCCAUUAGUCGUUCAAUUCAUAGGGUAACUGAUGCCAUAAAUGAAACUAUGUUUAUGGAAAACGUACGUUACCCGAUGGCGGUAGUUGAACGACAGGUUGCUCGAAGUAUUUUUUCAGCAGCGCGUGAGCCUUUUGAUGGCGCUAUUGGUGCAAUUGAUUGCACGCACAGGCCAAAAGAUCAUGAGGAGGCAUACAUUAAUCAUCACGGCUAUCACUCGAUAAACGUUCAAAUGGUGUGUGAUCCGAACCUCAAAAUUUUGAAUGUAAAUGCGAGAUUUCCCGGUGCACGUCAUGAUGCAUAUAUAUGGAAUGCAUCCGCUGUUCGGAGAGCAAUGAAGCGAGCGUAUGAUCGGGGAGACCAUAACACAUUUAUAAUAGGAGACUUGGGUUACCCAUUAGAGCCAUGACUGAUGACACCUCUAUCAAACCAGAGAGAAGGUUCACCGCAAUUUCGAUACAAUGAGGCUUUAUGUAAAGCAAGGAACUGUGUCGAACGACUAUUUGGAGUUUUAAAGGGAACAUGGCGAUGCCUUUCGAAGCAGCGAGUACUUAUCUACGAGCCAGGCUUCGCUGGCAGGAUUGUAAACUCCUGCGCAGCUCUGCAUAAUAUGCGACUCAACACAGUUGAAAACAACAGCGAUAUGCAAAGUGAAGAUCAAAUUGUGGAAGCAGUUUUAGAAGAAGAUUGGGAAGAAUCCAUUCACCCAUCAGCUCUCGCCAAGAGAAUGCAUGAGCGCCUUAUAGCUGCUAAAUUUACUUAGAAAAAAUCAACUAAUAAAUAUUUAUCACAUACAUACAAACAUACAUAUGUGCUUUUUAUUAUUACAUUUUAUUUAUUACACCACUUAGGCAAAGGUUUUGAUAGUUGAUCUUGCCUAAUUGCGGCAUUCUAAAUUCAAUGGAUUCUCCCGUUCUAUCAGAUUGGCUCCAGUUUUCGAGAUAACGGUACUUGAAAAUUUGCUUAAAUUGUUUCUAAAUAACACUUAGUGUUUGUGUUAUUUUA